Messenger RNA from Dendronephthya gigantea, 1777 nucleotides. Its product is annotated as L-threonine 3-dehydrogenase-like. The record is from RefSeq and is a predicted model, not a curated record. NCBI's taxonomy places the organism in Eukaryota, Metazoa, Cnidaria, Anthozoa, Malacalcyonacea, Nephtheidae. The transcript is spliced from 7 exons. The coding region runs from base 1 to 1119 and encodes 372 amino acids.
AUGCUAUCGGUUCUCGCUGCCACGUCGACAGAAGGACAAAGGGUUAUAUUUCAUGGGCCUAACACGGUUUUGGAAACCGAAUUUGCCGGUCUGCCAGAACUCAGAGAGGGAGAGAUAUUAGGGAAGAUGAAAGCGGCGACGAUAUGUGGCUCGGAUCUGCAUACGAUUAUAGGAAGAAGGACAGAACCAGUACCAAGCAUCUUGGGUCAUGAAGGUGUUGUGGAAGUUGUUGACCACAAGUGUUCUCAUGAAAAGGUGCAAAUUGGUGACAGACUGACAUUUACAGUUGCUGAUUCCUGUCAUUCUUGUGAAAGAUGUGAAAGUGACUUGACACAGAAAUGCUUCUCUCUUUUCAAGUAUGGUCAUGCAGAUAUGUCAAGUGGAACUGGUUGGAAUGGCUGCUAUGCAACACAUAUUGUUUUACGCAAGGGGACCCACAUUGUGAAGCUGCCUGACAAUGUAGAUGACAAGAUUGGAGCGACUCUAAAUUGUGCGUUCGCAUCCAUGACAAAUGCUGUAGAGCCAUUGAUGGAUUUACAUAAUUUGGAAAAAAAACGAGAAGCAAACAAAAAGAAGUCUGUCUUGGUGCAGGGUGCAGGACUUCUUGGCAUCUUCAGUUGUGCUUUAUUUCGGGAGGCUGGGUAUGAAAAGAUUUAUUGUUAUGAUGUUCACACAGAAAGAUUGAAGAUGGCUGAGAAAUUUGGAGCUGUGUCCCUUAAUGGUGCCAAUCAGGAAGAGGAGAAACUUCAGGACAAUAGUAUAGAUACUGUGAUGGAGGUCAGCGGUGUAAAGAACGUCUUUCCCAAAGGCAUGCGUGUCAUCAAGCCUGGUGGAUUCUAUACAUUUGUUGGCCUGGUCCAUCCGGACUCAAAACUUGAACUUACAGCUGAACAAAUUAUUAGGAAGUGUUUGACUAUUAGAGGCAUUCAUAAUUAUGGUCCAAGGCAUUUGGAACAAGCCGUGGAUUUCCUGAGCGAUACGGUCGAUAAAUAUCCUUACGACGAACUUGUCAGCCCAUCUUUUGACCUCGACCAGAUAAACGAGGCGGUCAAGUUAGCCUUGAGUAAAAAAUAUCUUCGUGUUUGUGUGGAACCUGGUGUAGGUAAACUAGCGAACUAGAUAUGCGUUUCAAAACGAUUCAAUCCAGUCAAAUUAACAAUUUUACAUCCUUAAAUUUAGGUAGUUUCAAAGUUAUAUUUGCCAAAUAAUGAAUAUUAUUUGAACCCUAUAUAUAUAUCAAAAUGUUAAAGAAAAUUUUGAAAAGUUAUCUUAAACUCGCUUAAUUUUACUUAGAACAUCCCAAAUUUAGUGAACUCGCAAAGUUUGGUAGCGAAAUAUUGUGAGAAUGAUAUAAAAUUUGCUUUUCUAACGCUGUAAAUUUUGUAAAUGUGCAUACGUCCUCGAGUUAAUUGAUUUAUUGAUUGAUUUAAUUGAUUUUAUUGAGAAGGGUAUAAAUUUUCCCGCGCAAACUAUACAAAAGCUUUUCGUUGCUCAACUUAGCGAAUUUACUUAGUGAAUUUGCGAUGCUCAUUCGAGCUGCGGUAAAUUAGACCAGUUUAAGAUACCUUUUUACGGCGUUCACACUGGAAAUUUUUUUUUAAAUGCCUACUAUGGACAUUUCAAUUAGUAUGGUCAUUGUAUACUCUUUCCAUACUAUAUCCAUAGUAUGAAAAUGGUAAUUAGUAUGGAUAUUGUAAACUUCCAUACUAUCUCCAACUAGCAUCCAUACUGUAUCCCAUUACAUGGAUUUUGAAAUAAAUUUCGAGUGUCAGGUGCA